Cantharellus anzutake is the source of this 897-nucleotide messenger RNA. RefSeq lists its product as uncharacterized. The coding region runs from base 87 to 848 and encodes 253 amino acids. The record is from RefSeq and is a predicted model, not a curated record. The transcript is spliced from 16 exons. NCBI's taxonomy places the organism in Eukaryota, Fungi, Basidiomycota, Agaricomycetes, Cantharellales, Hydnaceae.
CUCGGUGUAAUCACCAUUCAGACUUUUCUCUAUUACAAAAGGUUUUCCAAAGACCAUUUCUUUCAGAAGACCGUCAUCGGAUUCUUAUGGUGGGUGCUGGCCAAUUACGUUUGGAUGAUGGUUGGGCAACUGCGCACUCCACUUUCAGGCUCAUGCAGAUGUUUCAAGUGAUAGCUUCGCUUUACGUGUAUAUAUGGAUUAUCGAGCACUCUGGGAAGUUGACUAUAAGAUGGAUUGAUACUAUCUACCAGUUAUCCAUGGUUAUUUGUUCUGCCAUCGUCCAAUUUCUCUUCAUCCUAAGACUCUAUCGACUCAGUGGAUCGAUCUGGCUACCAACAUUGAUUGUUUUCCUGACUCUGGGGCAGUUUGGGACCGGUGUUGUGCUCUUUGUCAAGGCAAAUUUUACUCACGGUCCCCAAAGCAUACUCUUUUCCAAACGCCCACUCACUGUAUCGUGGCUAACACUAGAGGCAGUGGCUGAUCUCGUGAUUGGCUUCGCUAUGUCAUAUUUCCUCCAGAAGCGCCGCACAGGAUUUCGGCGAAUGGACACAGUGUUACGGAAGCUAACAGCAUAUGCCAUCAGUACUGGCCUGCUGACUGGCAUUCUGGCGCUGGGUGCCAUGUUUUCUGUUGCGUUCCACAGCCCCCAAUUUAUCCCCAUGAUUUUCAUCUUUGUGCUCGGAGGCGUCUAUACUACAUCCCUCUUAGCAAAUUUACAUUCGCGCUCGAGACUCUGGAGUGAGCUUCGUUUCGAGGGAGACAACGGAAUAUCAAUACAUUUGUCCCGGCUUCCUUCCAGGCACGUAGAAGGGCAUCAUUCGAACGAAGGCACAGAUCAAGCUCAGUGAGCAGAUUCAGGACCUUGGCAUUGCGAGCCGAAAUUUAGGCACGGCGACC